UAAAAAUAAAAAUAAAACUCUUAUCAAGUAAUAGAAGUGGCAUCACCUUAUAUUUAUUCUCUUCUUCUGAUUUUCCCCAUGUGCAUCUUCUGCAAUUUUCUUCAGCGAGUGACAGUGGAUAUCGUUCGUAUUCGACCUCCCAUAACUAGUUAACGAGUUACCCCCGGUCCGCCAGUCCAUCGAUCCCGAGCCACGCUCUAUAUUUAGUUAACUAGUUAUACGAGUCAUGGAGGGUGUAGGCCGCAAGAAGCACUUGACCGCCCUGUUCUCGAUAUUCGAACCGUAUGCAACGUGCUGGGAGGACUUUGGAGGCUUUCUGAAAGUCCUCUUUGGAGAGACUACGCCGCCAUCGCUUGCUCCCUCUGGGCGAGGAGAACCGGCUGUCCGCGUUGAACCACUCGAGACACGCCAGUGUCUUUGCCGUCAUAACGAGGGAGGCCAGCACCAUAGCUAUCUCUAUACAGAUGAACGCGCGGAGGCGAGAGGCGGCGAGCUUGAUAUCGCGGUAUUCAACCACACGCGGUACUCGCGGCCUUGUAUAACAACUGGCGCACAAGAAGAAAAGAAGAACCCUGAUCGAGGGACAUGGGGUAUCAUGCGCAAACUCGAUGUCAACCGACUUGCAGACGACACCGAGGCUCAGUACAAAAAUGAGGGUCGCAACACUGGCAUACCUUCUCAACUUCGCAGAUGCGCCAGAGCAGCUGGCCGAGCAGUUCCGUCGUCUACACGACGAUAG
Messenger RNA from Trichophyton rubrum CBS 118892, 739 nucleotides. RefSeq lists its product as uncharacterized. Lineage: Eukaryota; Fungi; Ascomycota; Eurotiomycetes; Onygenales; Arthrodermataceae. The record is from RefSeq and is a predicted model, not a curated record. The transcript is spliced from 2 exons. The coding region runs from base 227 to 739 and encodes 170 amino acids.